Ornithorhynchus anatinus (platypus) is the source of this 1431-nucleotide messenger RNA. RefSeq names its product death associated protein 3 (gene DAP3). The record is from RefSeq and is a predicted model, not a curated record. Lineage: Eukaryota; Metazoa; Chordata; Mammalia; Monotremata; Ornithorhynchidae. The coding region runs from base 118 to 1317 and encodes 399 amino acids. Gene Ontology annotation, biological process: apoptotic process. Gene Ontology annotation, cellular component: mitochondrial ribosome; mitochondrial small ribosomal subunit. The transcript is spliced from 13 exons. Gene Ontology annotation, molecular function: structural constituent of ribosome.
GCGGGCACGCGGAGGAGGCCGGCGGCGCGUGGCGAAGCGGCGGGCGGCCGGAGAACCUGCGCGGGUCAAGGCGGCCGACCGUGACCGGACGGGACGACUCCUUCUCGCGGUGGGACGAUGCUGAGGCCGGCGCUGAGGCUGCUGGGCAGGGGCCGUGAGGGAGGCCUCGGCCGGUUCCUGCACGGGGGCGCCGAGGCGGCGGCCGGGCCCGGGGUGGUCGCCCGCCCGGACGGCCCGAGCCCCGCCAGGCCGCCCGGGGCCGUGGCUCGCACCGGCGAGAGUGACCCGGCCCGGCACGACGAGAGGCACGAGGGGCGUUUCUACAGCAUCCCCCUGGAGGAGGUGUCCACGGUGUUCGCGCACGGCCUGCCCCCCCGCUUCGCCUCGCAGGUGAAGACGUUGCGGGAAGCCUGUGUGAUGGUGCGCAGGCCGGCCCUGGAGCUCCUGCGCUACCUGAAGGCGGCCGAGUUCACCCACCCGGCCGUCCGCUACCUGCUCUAUGGAGAGAAGGGCACCGGGAAGACCCUGAGCCUGUGCCACGCCGUGCACUUCUGUGCCAGGCAGGGCUGGCUGGUCUUGCACGUCCCUGACGCUCACCGCUGGGUGAAGAACUGCCGGGAGCUGCUGCCGUCCACGUUCCGCCCCCACCGGCUGGACCAGCCCCUGGAGGCCUCCACUUGGCUCCGCCAUUUCCAGACGGUCAACCAGACCCUGCUGCGCCAGAUCCACACCCAACAGAAAUACACGUGGAACCGGUGGGAGAGCACGGAAGCCGGGCGGCCCCUGGCAGAAGUGGUGGAGCAGGGCAUCAACCGGGUGAAGAGCGCCAGCGACGUGCUGGGCGCCGUGUUCAAGGAGGUCAAGAGCCAGAGCCAGGCCGGCCGCUUCCGCCUGCUGGUGGCCGUGGACGGCGUCAACGCGCUGUGGGGCCCCACCACUCUGCGCAGGGAGGACAAGAGCCCGGUCCGCCCGGAGGAGCUGACGCUGGUGCACAACCUGAGGAAGAUGGUCAGGAACGACUGGCACGGAGGAGCCGUGGUGACCACUCUGAGCCAGACGGGUUCCCUCUUCCAGCCCCGCACUGCCUACAGACCCCACGAACUCCUGGGCAAGGAAGGUUUCGACGCCCUGGACCCCUUCGUCCCCAUCCAGACGUCCAACUACAGCCCCCGCGAGUUCGAGAGCUGCUUGUGGUACUUUCUGGAGAGCGGCUGGCUGCAGCACGAGAAAGCCCCCACCGCCGAGGGGAAGGAGGAGCUGCUGUUCCUCAGCCACGCCAACCCCGGCCAGCUGGAGCGGCUCUGCGCCUCCCUGUGACCUCUGACCCCGAAGCCCACCCCCGGCCUCCGGGCACGCCGGGCCCCAGCAGCAGCUGGCUGCCCUGUCUGUGUCUCUGCAGCCCCCACACAGAAAUAAAACCUUUCCUCCAGC